This is a messenger RNA of Anas platyrhynchos (mallard), 7200 nucleotides long. RefSeq names its product MORC family CW-type zinc finger 2 (gene MORC2). Gene Ontology annotation, molecular function: zinc ion binding. Lineage: Eukaryota; Metazoa; Chordata; Aves; Anseriformes; Anatidae. The record is from RefSeq and is a predicted model, not a curated record. Gene Ontology annotation, cellular component: nucleus.
CGCUCUGCAGAGGCACGGGGAGACCUGCACCCACCACAAACAGCCACUGCAAGGCUGGGUGCAGCCAGGGCAGGAGGAAAUCUGAGGGCUUAGGGGAAACAACCAUCCUCCGGAGUCCCCCACAGCCACAGGGAGGAGGGGACAAGCCACAGCAGCCAGGGAUGGAGGGGCAGCCUCACAGCCCGCAGCAGGAUGGAGAAAAACACUCUGCUCAUGGACCUGCCCGCAGCCCCAGGAGCAUCCCCGUGCUCUGCCUGCGUGCGGCAGAAUCACAGGGCGAGGUGGGGGCAGCUUCUGCCUUGGACACCUGCCUGGCCGGGGAGCAGCACGCACAAACAGUCUGCUGCAGAUUGAAGGCACCAGUCCCCACCCCGGGCUGCACAGCCCCAUCUGGUUCAGAAGAAGAAAGCCCUAGGGAGAAGCACUGCUUGCUGCUUGGGUGAAAUCUGCCUCGCUAGGCGGGCCAGGGACCCAGCUCCAUCUGGACACUCGACUCACCUCCCUGCCAGCACCCCUGGGGCCUUGCAUCAAUCCGAAGAGCUCAGCGAGUCUCAGGUGGGAAGCGGCAGAGCCAGGGCACUGGCAGGAUGGGGACAAACCCAGACCAGCCGUUCCCACAUCUCUAGGGUCACCCUCUGGCCCCUGCUUCAUCUCAAGGGCAGCGGUGGGCUCUUUAGCUGAAGCACAACUCAGCCCGUGAGCAACUCUGCUACCCAGCCAGCUCCUUCCUCAAGGAUGCUGCUGGCCACAGCAGCUCCUCCGGUGCACAGGGAGCGAGCAGUAGGAGCCACAAAACCCUGAGUGGCUAGCACAGCAUGAUCCUAGCACACAGCAAGACCCAGGGAUCGCUGUUGGGAUCAAAUUGCCUUGUACAACAGCUCCCUCCGAGCCCUUACACCCCCCUUGCCUUGGUGAGCACAGGGGACAGGUCUGCAAGCUGUCACCCAGAGGCAGGCAGGGUGGGAAGCUCUCUGCAGUACAGCCCCCACGCCGAUCCCCUGCCCCCAGAGGUGCAGUUCCCAGUUCCCCAGCGCUGCCCCAGCACCCCGACCUUUUCCUGUUCCCCGCAGACGUUCUUUCCAAGCUGACUCAGCUUCCUGCCGCUCACCAUUCCCCAGUGCUGCUCCAGCGCUUGCUCCCGGCUACCCUGUGCUCAGCCAAGGCACAAAGGAAGCCCCCCAGCCCCGAGCUCACAGAGCAGGGGAUCAGCUUUGGGGAGGCUGAAUCAGCGGGAAGGCAUUGGCCUGUCCCAAGCAGAGCAGCAUCCUGCUGGGGUGUCCCCUGUCCGAGCAAGUGACAACCCCGCUCCUGCUUUUGGGCCACACGAGUGUUAACGGCCCAUGAGUGCACCCAGUGCUCUCCUCCUGCUCUUUCUCUUGGAGGACUGGAGCUGAGCAGGGCAGCAAUUCCGCGGGGACUCUCGGGAAGUUGCUCCAACCGCUGCCGGGAUGCCCGGCACAGCACCGCCACGGGAGGCAAGCGGCCGAGACUGGAAAGGGCUCAGCUCUCGGGGCAGAGAGGAAGAGGAGACCUAAGCCAGAUAAAGCAGACAGCACCUUCCCCGCCUGGCAGCGAGCAGAACUACCCAUGAGUUCUUAUUUGGUGCCCUUGCUGAACUUGUGGAUAAUGCCAGAGAUGCAGAUGCCACAAGAAUAGACAUUUAUACUGAACGACGAGAAGACCUGAGAGGUGGAUUCAUGCUGUGUUUUUUGGAUGAUGGAGCUGGAAUGGAUUCAAAUGAAGCUGCCAGUGUUAUUCAAUUUGGCAAAUCAGCCAAGCGAUCUCCGGAGUCAACUCAAAUUGGGCAGUAUGGGAACGGCUUGAAAUCGGGUUCCAUGCGGAUUGGGAAAGACUUUAUCCUUUUCACAAAGAAAAACAACACCAUGACUUGCCUUCUCUUGUCACGGACAUUCCAUGAAGAAGAAGGCAUCGAUGAGGUCAUUGUUCCACUGCCCACCUGGAACGCACGGAGCCGAGAGCCUGUGACUGACAACAUGGAGAAGUUUGCUAUUGAGACGGAGCUGAUCUACAAGUAUUCCCCUUUCAAAUCAGAACAGCAAGUGAUGGAGCAGUUCAAUAAGAUCCGUGGUGAGAAAGGCACCUUGGUGAUCAUAUUUAACCUCAAGCUAAUGGAUAAUGGAGAGCCAGAGCUGGAUGUGACUUCUGACCUCCAAGACAUUCAGAUGGCAGAAACACCCCCAGAGGGAACAAAGCCUGAGCGCCGCUCCUUCCGUGCCUAUGCUGCUGUGCUCUAUAUCGAUCCUAGAAUGAGGAUAUUCAUAAAUGGACACAAAGUACAAACCAAGCGACUUUCCUGCUGCUUGUACAAGCCAAGGAUGUACAAAUAUACUUCAAAUCGUUUCAAGACCCGUGCAGAGCAAGAGGUGAAGAAAGCAGAGCAUAUGGCAAGGAUAGCGGAGGAGAAGGCUCGAGAAGCAGAGAGUAAAGCUCGUGCACUUGAGCUGCGCCUUGGGGGAGAUCUUACGCGGGAGUCCAGGGUGAUGUUACGUCAAGUCCAGAACACUGCAAUAACCAUGCGCCGGGAGGCUGAUGUAAAGAAAAGGAUUAAGGAGGCAAAGCAGCGGGCACUGAAGGAACCCAAAGAACUGAAUUUUAUUUUUGGUGUGAAUAUUGAGCAGCGUGAAUUAGAUGGCAUGUUCAUUUAUAACUGUAGUCGGCUGAUAAAGAUGUAUGAGAAGGUGGGCCCACAGCUGGAGGGUGGCAUGGCAUGUGGUGGAGUAGUAGGUGUAGUGGAUGUGCCCUAUUUGGUUCUGGAACCAACCCAUAAUAAACAAGACUUUGCUGAUGCCAAAGAAUAUCGACACUUGUUGAAGGCCAUGGGAGAGCAUUUAGCUCAGUAUUGGAAAGAUGUAGCUAUAGCCCAGAAGGGUAUCAUCAAGUUCUGGGAUGAAUUUGGCUAUUUGUCAGCAAACUGGAACCAGCCUCCAUCUAGUGAACUGCGCUACAAACGCCGAAGAGCCAUGGAGAUUCCUACCACGAUUCAGUGUGAUGUGUGUCUGAAGUGGCGAACACUCCCAUUCCAGCUGAGUUCAGUGGAGAAGAAUUACCCUGAUACCUGGGUAUGCUCUAUGAACCCUGAUCCUGAACAAGACAGAUGUGAAGCUGCAGAGCAGAAGCAGAAAGUACCACUAGGAACUCUGAAGAAAGACUUGAAAUCACAAGAGGAAAAGCAGAAACAACUGACAGAGAAAAUCCGCCAGCAGCAGGAAAAACUGGAAGCUCUGCAGAAAACCACUCCAAUUCGAUCUCAAGCUGACUUGAAAAAACUGCCUCUAGAAGUGACUACACGGCCCGCAGGGGAGUCACAGACUCGACUUCAGCGCCCGCGAUCUCCUCCUUUACCUGAUGUAAUUAAAAAUGCUCCCAGCAGACCACCACCAGCUACGCCUCUUCCCAGGUCUGUCAGUCAGCUCAAGAAGAGUUCUCCAGCUAGUCCAACUGUUAGCUCUCCCAAAUUGGCAAGCAAUCUCUCCAAGGAGGAGGCCGGUACUUCCAGGACACAGCACCAUACUGUGACAGCUGGAAAGUCUAAUAGCACUUCAAAAACUCUUGCCAAAACAGCUACAGCAACAAAACCAUCCACUGCUGUCCUGCAGAACCCCAAAAGCCCACGUGAGAUACCCAGCUCAAAAACUGCCAAGGCGCCAACAGUAAAGAAAUCUGCCACUGUCAAAUGCCCACAGGCCUCCACAACCCGGAAGAGGACCUUAUAUACCACAGAGGAGGUGUCUGAGGGGGAAGGGGAAUACAAGAAGGAGAAGACAAAACGGGGCAAAUUUGUGGCAGUGAAAGAGGAGAAGGAUUCCAGUGAGGUUGUGGUAGAGCUCACAGAUAGUGCAGGAGAAGAAGAACUAGCAGAACUGAAGAAAGCUCAGAAAGAUAAAGGGCUGCAUGUGGAAGUGCGUGUAAACAAGGAGUGGUUCACAGGCCGUGUCACAGCUGUGGAAAUGGGCAAGCAUGCAGUGCGCUGGAAGGUGAAGUUUGAUUAUGUUCCCACAGACACCACACCAAGAGAUCGCUGGGUAGAGAAGGGCAGUGAAGAUGUAAGACUGAUGAAGCCUCCGUCUCCAGAGUAUCAGCCUCCAGAUACACAGCAGGAAGAGGGGGUUGUUGUGGCUGAACCUUCUACCUCAGACUGUGUCAGAAUUGAGCCAGACACCACUGGACCGAGCAGUAACCAAGAAACAGUGGACUUGCUAGCUCAAAUCCUUCGGAAUUGUUUGCGAUACUUCUUGCCUCCAAAUUUUCCUGUUUCCAAGAAGGAGCUGAGUUCCAUGAGUUCAGAAGGGUUGCUGGCAUUUCCCUUGAAAGAAUAUUUCAAACAGUAUGAAGUGGGUCUGCAGAACCUGUGCAAUUCAUAUCAGACACGUGCUGAUGCCCGGGCCAAAGCCUGUGAAGAAAACCUGCGCAACUCAGAGAAAAAGCUGAAGGAGACAGAAGAGAAACUGCAGAAGCUGAGGACUAACAUUGUGGCUUUGCUGCAGAAAGUGCAGGAGGACAUUGACAUUAAUACAGAUGAUGAACUGGAUGCAUAUAUCGAGGACCUGAUCACAAAGGGAGACUGAAUAACCCCAUUUUACAUCCUAGGGAAGUGCAGAGGAGCUGGUUUCUUCUAUGGAGAUGUGGAUUCCUGCAGUGGAGGACUGCGACAGCUGAUGAGAGGAGAGGGAUUUUAGACAGUACUUCCUUUGUAUUGGUGUACAACUCGUUCUUGUGACUUCACAUGAAAAAGACAUUCGUGCUUUUGGCAGGAAAGUUUUUAACAUUAUAGUUCUUUGAAUCUAUUACUUUUGUUUAUAAAUAUUUAUUUUUAAAAGACAUGGGAACUGUGCCUGGUAUGAUGGGAGGGUUGCUGUAUGUUUUUAGUGAGGUUAACGUGUGAGUACCCAUUUUUGCAUCUGGGGUAUAUGCUAAACCUGAAAGACCAGAACAUCAUGCCUAGCACAUUGUCUCUAAUAGGAAUCUGACAGCAAAUUACAAUUAGGUCUUGAGUCGUGGAAGAAGUCAGGACUUUGACUUCCAAGAUGCUGACCUGGGGUGAGAGAAAUCCAAGCUAGGACUCUGAGCAACACAGAGGAGAUCAAAACAGUAUCUGUGGGAGCAUGAGUAGAAGGUAUGAAAUCUUGGAAGAUUUUGGCAAAGCUGGAUGUGGGGGUAGGGGAUUGGCAUUUGCCAGUGCAAUGAGGUUGCUCAAUAAGUCUCUGUAAGUAGGUGGAGUUGUCAUGAUGCUAACAGCUCAGAGGAUGAAAAUACUUUUAAAAGAGUGUGGCCUCCUCGGUGACUCUCAAUGGAUUGUGAUCAUUAGAGAGAGGUUUGUGUUGCUUUGAUCCAAUUGCUGUUCCAGGUAAUUUUAAUUAGAGUGCUGUAAUUUGGAGCCCUGCACUGAUGAAUUGCAUCUGGCUCUGGGUCAGCAACAAGGACGGUUGCAACAAACUGAAAUCUACAGCCUGAUGGCUUAAAGAAACACUGUGCGACCAAAAUGUUCUCACCUUCAGGAACACCAAAUGAAAUGGGCCUUUGGAGUUGUUUUGGUGGCUGAAUGUGUAACAGAUGUUGUAGAGAAAAAAAAAUUAAUCAUCUGUUGCACAAAAAAUCUCAAGCAGUAAUAAUAUAUAGUACUAGACAACUCCUAAGUUUUACAUACCAUAGGGGAAAAAAAAAAAAAAGAAGAGAAGGUAGAUUUACUUAUUUGCCUGCAUUUCAGGUCAAGAAAGCAUAUUGCAAGAAUAGCAUAAAUUUCAGACUGAUCAGCUUCUUUCAGAAUGUGUGUACCCUGACUCCCUUUAUAAAUGAAGGUAAGAAGCAUCCCCCCAACCAUUCUGCACAUUCCUGGGUUGGAGGGGCAGCGUUCCUUAAAUGCAGGAGCAAGCUCAUUGUAAAGCCGUGGACGUGGUCUGUCUUGAUUUCAGUAAAGCCUUUGACACUGUCUUCCACAGCAUCCUCGCAGCUAAACUGAGGAAGUGUGGUCUGGAUGAUCAGGUAGUGAGGUGGGCUGGAAACGGGCUGGAGGGAAGAAGGCAGAGUUGUGGUCAAUGGGAUGGAGUCGAGUGGGAGUCUGUAUCCUGGGGUGUAGCAGAAAGGUUAGUAGGUCGAGAGAGGUUCUCCUCCUCCUCUGCACUGCCCUGGUGACAACAUCUGGAGUGUUGCAUCCAGCUGUGGGCCCCUCAGUUCAAGGACAGGAACUGCUUGAGAAAGUCCAGCGCAGAGCCACGAGGGAGUGGAGCAUCUCCCUUACAAGGAGAGGCUGAGGGAGCUUGGAGAAGGGGAGGCUGAGGGGUGACCUUAUCAACGUUUAUAAAUAUGUAAAGGGUGAGUGUCAGGAGGACGGAGCCAGGCUCUUCUCGGUGACACACAAUGAUAGGACAAGGAGCAAUUGGGUGCAAGCUGGAACAUAGGAGGUUCUGCUUAAAUAUGAGACAAAACUUUUUUAUGGUGAGCGUGACAGAACACAGGAACAGGCUGCACAGGGGGGGUUGUGGAGCCUCCUUCUCUGGAGAUUUUCAAGACUCACCUGGACGUGUUCCUGUGUGACCUGACCUAGGUGCUCCAGCUCCAGCAGGGGGAUUGGACCAGAUGAUGUCUCAAGGUCCCUUCCAGUCCCUUACGUUUUGUGACUGUGAUAUUGGAAGUUAAUUGCAGUUUAUUGGUUAAUUGCAGUUGCACACUGGUUCAUCAGGUGAUGUUCCCUUUGUAGAGCCUGAAUAUUAUGUUAAGGUCAAAAGAAAUCUUUGUCCUUUUCAGGUGACCAGCAGGAAUUCCGAACUAGAUUUCAUUAAAAUACAGCUCAAAGAUUAUGUAGAUUGCAAUCUAUUUCAUAACACAAGGGAGUAUGCCAAUGUGGAACCUAUAGUUCUCACACGUUUAUUAAGGUUCAUGAAACAGUUUGAUCCCUACUCUUCCUCUCCUCUCCUGUUAGGAAGGCAUUACACAAUCUUACUCCUCUGUUCUCUAGGAACAUCUCUUUUCCAGUUUUAACUUCUCUUAAGGCAUUUCAUCUUUUUGUUCUCACACCAAAUAUUUUUGAUCGAGUUAUAUUUCUUCCCUGGAGUUACUUUCAACAGUGCAACUGAUGUGUAACUGUCCCCUCUCAAUUUCCAUGUUGCUAGGAAAAGGAAGGCAAGAGUGCUUAUUUAUUUUUUUUAUUAGCUUUUAAGUGCUAAUUAAAAACGUUCUCAAAAC